AUGGCGCCCGCACGCCAACCGCCCCAGCCCUUCUCCAAGGAUGAGAAGGUUCUCUGUUUCCAUGGUGAGAUGCUAUAUGAGGCCAAGAUUCUCGACAUCCAGCCUGCCGAGAGUGGCGAAGGCUUCCAGUAUCGCAUUCACUACAAGGGCUGGAAGAACACUUGGGACGACUGGGUUUCUAUCGAUCGCAUCCGCAAGUUCACAGAGGAGAAUAAGGAGCUUGCCAGCCAGCUGCACGCCCAGAUGAAGGACCUACGCCAGAAGAGCAGUGCCAAACCCCCCAAGAAGGGCAACCUUCGUGUCAAUGGGACCGACUCAGCUCGCGGUAGUGAGGAGCGAACUGCAGGUGUCGCUGCCACUGGCCGUGGCCCUCGCCGGGCGAGAGAUUUUGACCUCGAGCAGAUGAGCUCCCCGGCUUGGGAUAGCUUUGCUCGGGUGUACGACUGGGUUCUGUCGCAGCAGGCUGCGCAGUACUCUGGCGCUCAGCCCAACUACGCCUCUCCACCCCAACGCGGAUUCAUGUCUCGAUUAGACUACGCCCGUCAACUUGCCCAUUACCGUCACAACAACCCUGUUGGUCGGGCAGAGGAUGCCAACGAACACGAAUAUCGACAAGAUGUUGAAGCAUCUCAAGCCGAAUACAUCGAGAUCAAGACCGAUUGCGCCAGUGACUUCGACUAUGGCAAUUACGAGACACCAGCUCCAGCCUCAGACGACUAUCUGUAUGGCGACGCCGACGUGAUCAAUCGUCGCCCAAAUCAGCACUAUCAGCAACGCAAAAGACGUCAACCGGAGCCAGGCUACGAUGAGGAAGACGCGGCGUUUGAGCAGCAUCACAAAAGGCGUCGAAUGUAUUCGGACGAGGGCGAGGACGGGGAUGUUGACUCUGAUCUGCCCCGAUACUACUUCAGGGAGGAGUAUGACGAGUAUGACGAAGAGGAGGCGGGAAUGAAUCAAAACCGACUGAAAUAUGAGGAGGAAGACGACGAAGUCAAUGAAGAGGAGAUGGGCAUGAACCGAUUCGACUUUGAGGAAGAUGAAGGUUUGAGGGACUACGACGACACUCUGAGCGAGAGGCAGUAUCGGAACAACCUGUUCCGACAGCGACUCGAAUCUGGCGAAGAAGAUGACACUUUCUUACCCAACAGACGUCGGAAGUACAUGUAUAGUGAAGAUGACUUCGAUGGCUACGACGAGGCAUCUGUUCGCCCACGCAAGAAGGUUCGCUGGGCUUCACCCGUGUACGAGGAAACUGAAGACGAGUUCUACCAAGCCGACAACGAAGAUGAGGGAGACGAAGAUCAGACAGUCGGGCGAGCCUCAGAUUCCGAUGGCGAUGUGGAACCUGCCGACAUCAUCGACCUGAUCAGUAUUUCUAGCCAUGAGACCGUUGGCAGCGACGACGACGACGAUAGGACCAGCAUAACCAGCGACUCCAGUAUAGAAUUCCUUGGGGAGCGUCCCGCGAAUGCCAACAUCGCGAACCAGCAUGAUCUACGACGCUUUCAAGAUGGCGAGUCGGAAGAUGCCAAGGAUGUCGUCGAAGAGCUUUUGCAGAGGCCCUGCGGCACAAACAAGAGAAAGCGUGAGAACAGUGUGGAGGUACUCCUCGAGUUCCGCCAUAAUGUUCGACGUAGGCUGCAAACCACUGCAUUCCACUCGUCAAACGCUACACUGGCUCUUUACACACUCGUCUCGUUCAUUAUGGCUUUUGCGUCUCGCAAAUCUCGGCCAGCCGAACCAUUGCGUCGGCGACCUCAGCAUGAUCAAGUGGUGGCCUGGAAGGAACCGCGCUUGCUGAGGGCUGAUAAUCUGACCCUCUCGCCUGCUCCCCGCGCUAGACCCUAUGUCACAAAAGAUGGCAAGCCCAACUAUGACAAUCGCUACGAUACGAGCGUCACGACUCUCAAGCGAGAACAGCCUGUCCGGGCGAAGUCGUCAUCUGCUCGCUCUUCGGAAACGAGCGAGGAAGAACUUCCGACUGUGAGUUUACACAAACGCAAUGCUUGCCCCAGUGGGAAGCUUCCGCAUGAGGAUGGAUUUCAUGCACGCCCGUCCAUUAAGCUUCCCAUCCCUGAUCACAUCAAGGCGAUGCUUGUUGACGACUGGGAGAACAUCACCAAGAACAAUCAGCUGGUCCCGCUUCCUCACCCUCACCCCGUUGACGACAUUUUGAGCGACUACCUCAACUACGAGCGCCCGAACAGGGAAGAUGGAUCUGCAAACAUGGACAUUCUUGAAGAAGUCGUUGCAGGACUUCGCGAGUACUUUGAGAAGUCUUUGAGCCGUAUCUUACUGUACCGCUUUGAGCGACCCCAGUACCAUGAGAUCCGCAAGGUGUGGGAGAAGGCUGGCGAGGAAGACAAGCACAAGUCUGUCUGCGAUACGUAUGGACCUGAACACUUGUGCCGCCUGAUGGUGUCUCUUCCCGAGCUCGUCGCUCAGACAAACAUGGACCAGCAAUCUGUGGCGCGUCUGCGUGAGGAACUCUCCAAGCUCACCGUCUGGCUCGGCAAGAACGCAAAGAACUACUUUGUCAGCGAAUAUGAGACCCCUUCUCAGGAGUAUAUCGACAAGGCUCGGAGCUUCUAG
Molecule: messenger RNA, 2592 nt
Organism: Colletotrichum lupini
Lineage: Eukaryota; Fungi; Ascomycota; Sordariomycetes; Glomerellales; Glomerellaceae
Exons: 6
Coding region: 1-2592 (863 amino acids)
Biological process (GO): chromatin organization; regulation of DNA-templated transcription
Cellular component (GO): nucleus; NuA4 histone acetyltransferase complex; Rpd3S complex
Source: RefSeq, a predicted model, not a curated record